AUGGAAUAUCUUGGGUUCGCUAACGACAUUGCUCCACAUAGAUUAAUAGGAGUUAUAGUUAGCAGUGAUGAAAGCUUUAAAGAGUUUGAAAUAGAACCUUCGGAUAUUAAUAAGGUUUUGUUGAUGACAUUAGACGAAAUGCGGGAAUACUUGUGCCAAGAAGGUUUGGCGUUAAUUGGUCGACAAAACACUAAUUUCCGAAAUGCAUUUAAAAAUAAGAUACCACUUGCCAGAGAACCUGAGUGUAAACUUAAGGAUAUUUUGAUUAUGACAAAUGAAGAUAUACAAGAUGGAUCAUUUUCCUUUUAUCUGGAGAAAGACUUAAAAAAGCCAGGUUUUCCCGAAAUUGUUGAUAGGCUUCAUAUAGAUAGGGGAUAUAAAAAAAAUAAUGAUAAUAUCGAGCCAGCAAAUAGAAAAGCUUUUCGCGUCAGAAAGCCGCAUAUGAUGGAUGUUAUUAUUGAACAAAAACUUGAACAACAUAACUCAGAAAAUCCUGGAAGAAAGUUACUCAUUGUAAAGAAAGGUUCUAUUAGAUUGUUGCAGGAAGAUUUAGAGCCCACUCAAGAAUACAUCAAUGCAGUUGAAAUUGCAUUAACUCAACCAGAUAAUCAGAGACGAAGAGAAGCUUUAAAUAGGAUAGGAGAAGAAUAUGGAUUUUUCUGGUCAAAAGACAUUAGGCUUGGAGGCCAACUUUGCGUGAAUGAUGAACAAGCCACCGACCUUACUGAUUUGGAAAAUUUGAAACUUUUUGAGCAUUGGCAAAUUAUUGAACACAAUGAACUUUUGUCAUUAUUUAAUUUAUUGCCGCAAGAACUUAUUUCAAGGAUAAAAGAGGUCAUCGGAAUGAAAUUAUUGCAUAACGAUAUUUUAAAUAUUGCCGUACCAAGAAAUUGUUCUUGUGUAAUUCAACAUAUACAUAGACCACAGGGAAUUUCUACAUUUAAUGGUGUUAAGAUAUUUACUUCUGUUGUGGUGAUGAAUAAUGUAAAACCAUAUCGCAAUGUGUUUGGAAUUAGAGUAGAUUAUCAAAAUAAUGAAAAUCCAUACGUCGUAAUCCAUAGAAUUGGUCCAGCAAGACAUCCUUUUAAGCUCUCAAUUCCUUGGAUUCAUUCAGCUUUAAAUGUUAAAAAUUGUUGGCUAGGAACUUGCGUUUUGAAUCCUGAUGAUAACCCUGGAUAUGCGUUUGGACAUUCUAGAAAUGUUAUUGGUUAUCAUUUCCGUAAUGCUGGAAAUAUUAAUACACAAAUAUGUGGCUAUCAAUACAAUCUUCAAGAUGACCGAAUCAGUAACACCCUAAGAUUUAGAAUUAAUUGCGCUAUUAUAACACAGACCCCUAAUUUCCGUGUUGUUGGCCCAACCGGACAACAAUGGAGAUACAGACCCUGUAGACUUACGUACAUAUUAGCAAAUAGUCGUACUUAUACUGGAAACAGAUGGAAUUUACUUCCAGGAGCUAUAUUUGCAAGUAUCAAUUAUACAGAUACAGAUUUUAAUGAUCAUUCUCUUUUUUUAAACAUUCAUAGGAAGUAUCCUAUUACCAAAUCAUUAAAUAGCAUACGUGAGGAUCUUAAUGCCUCGGUCAGUUACGUUGCAGUAUAA
Molecule: messenger RNA, 1599 nt
Organism: Cetraspora pellucida
Lineage: Eukaryota; Fungi; Glomeromycota; Glomeromycetes; Diversisporales; Gigasporaceae
Source: the annotation of a GenBank genome assembly